Messenger RNA from Brassica napus (rape), 2069 nucleotides. RefSeq names its product probable glutathione peroxidase 4. Gene Ontology annotation, biological process: response to oxidative stress. Lineage: Eukaryota; Viridiplantae; Streptophyta; Magnoliopsida; Brassicales; Brassicaceae. Gene Ontology annotation, molecular function: glutathione peroxidase activity. The record is from RefSeq and is a predicted model, not a curated record. The coding region runs from base 850 to 1545 and encodes 231 amino acids. The transcript has 6 exons.
UAACAAAACCGACAAUGCAAAAUACCAUAGUAAAUAAAAUUUGUUCAAAAAGAAAAAUACCAUAUUAGGCCUAAAGACCGAAACAAGUGAGAGUUUUUUUUGGAAGGAUCUGUUCCACUUGGAAUGAGAGGUAAGGAAACGUUUAUGCUCCUUGGCUUUUUGAAGUAUUUUUUCUGUUUAUCUGGAAAUCCACUCUUGCAGAGACAUGAAAAGCAGUUAUUUACUCAUCUUCUAGUGAGUCAUCAUACAUAACAUACUAUUUCAUAAGAUUGUGUCCCAAGAUAUUAUAUUUACCUUUACUGGAAUCGUGGCAUAUGUGUCUUCUGACAGUUGAAGUUUAUUGGGGAUUUAAUAAUGGAGCAAAGAAUCACUGACGACAAAACCGAAAAUAAUUUGUUGAUUUACGGAUCCAGGCAUGUGGCAUUAGAGAGGUCAUGACUAGAGAAACUUGAGAGAGACGGAAAGUAGUAAAGGGUGGUGUGAAAGCUAGAAGGAAAAACACCGACGUGAUGUGGCUCUAAUUUAGAAAAGAGAUAGGCUAGUAGUGGAAGUAAAGGGUUGUUGACGAAGUGAGUAUGUACAUAUAUGUUUUUCUUCUGGAACCAGAACCUCAAAAAUAAAAAGCAGAGAGGGUGAUAAGAUGGUAAGAGAGAAAGAGAAAGAGAGAGAGCACGUGUCUUUAUGCUCUUCUUUAUAUUUUUUUGUCAACAUUAUUUGGUUAUGUGGAUUUUCAGCUUGGAGAGGUAUAUGAUGUAUAUUCUUCACUCCCUUCCAUUGUAAUAGUGUUUCAGUAAAAUAGUUUCUGAUGCUAUUUUUGAGGUGGAAUUGAAUGAGUAGACAUCCUCGUACAUGAAUAAUAUAAUAUGGGAAUAUAGUAUAACAAGAUUCAACUAUCUUGGAUUAUUUCUAAUGAAAGGCAAAACUUCAUGUAAUGUAAGUGCCACAGAGAGCAAAAAGCGGAGUCCCGCUCGGAAAAAGGACAUAAAUAAAAGGUUGCUCUCUUUGUUUUUCAUUUUCGAAAGAGAGAGAGAGAUGGGUGCUUCUGUUUCGGUUCCCGAGAGAUCCGUCCAUCAAUUCACCGUCAAGGAUAGCUCUGGCAAGGACGUGAACUUGAGCAUAUACCAAGGGAAAGUCCUCCUCCUUGUCAAUGUCGCUUCCAAAUGCGGUUUCACCGAAUCCAAUUAUACCCAGCUCACCGAACUUUACCGGAAAUACAAGGACCAAGGGUUUGAGAUCUUGGCGUUCCCUUGCAAUCAGUUUCUUUACCAAGAGCCCGGCACGAGUCAAGAGGCUCAUGAGUUUGCUUGUACGCGGUUUCAGGCCGAAUACCCUGUUUUCCAAAAGGUACGUGUAAACGGUCAAAACGCAGCACCACUCUACAAGUUCCUUAAGGCAAGCAAGCCCACUUUUCUUGGUUCCAGAAUUAAGUGGAACUUCACCAAAUUCUUGGUCAGCAAAGAUGGCAUAGUGAUUGAUCGUUACGGUACGAUGGCUACACCGCUAUCAAUCGAGAAAGACAUUAAAAAAGCUCUGGAAGAGGCUUGAUACAGCAGACGUGAUUGCCUUUUAUCUCAGGACACCUAAUAAAUUCGCAGUUGAUUUGUACGAUGACCCCAGCUUUUAUGUUUUAAAUCUACGUUGUUCUUUCUUUAACGGCUUAGUUGCAUCAUGUACUGACAUAUGAUGAUGGUUGGAGAGGUUUGAAACUUUUUUUGUCUCUGUUUCUUUCAAGUGUAGAGAUUUCGUAGUGGUAAGUCCAUUGAUUCACUGAUAUAGCAGUAUAUGAUGUUUUACUAACUUAAUUGUUAAAAAAGUAGAACAAUGUCCAUAUACCAUGAAAGAGAGUGUAUCAUACAUUAUUAAAAAUUUAUAAGGUGGUUAGAAUUUUAUUAACAAUGCUAAUGAGUAUACACUUCAAUAUAGCAUUUAGUCAAAAACUCAAUAUUUUCAUAGAAAACCCACAUAUUUUGAGAAAAAAAUAAAAAAAAUAUGACAAUUUGUUUUAAUGCAUAGAUGUGGGAUAAUAGUCAAAGAGGUUUGUAUCUUUGUUGUAUUCGUUUCUCUAAAGA